AUGGUGAAGUGCUAUGCGCAGACGAUAUGCCUGAAGAACGAUCCACGGGGUAUCGAAGAGUAUAAGAGGCACCACGCGGACUGCUGGCCGGAGGUGCUCGGCGCUCUUAAGGCCGUGGGGGUGCUGCGGAUGAAGAUAUUCCUGCUCGAGACGAGGAUGUUCAUGUAUAUGGAGACUGAGGACGACUUCGACCCGGAGGUUGACUUCCCGCGUCACCUGGAGAUGUCGCCGAGGUGCGUGGAGUGGGGUAAGCUGAUGUCGACGUUCCAGACCCCGGCGCCGGAGGCCAAGGACGGAGAGUGGUGGGCGUACAUGGAAGAGGUGUACGAUUUCGAGUCGCAGCAUGACGCAAAGCUGGGUCCACGCGGCUCCAUCGGAUAA
Micromonas commoda is the source of this 381-nucleotide messenger RNA. RefSeq lists its product with no specific name. Gene Ontology annotation, molecular function: racemase and epimerase activity, acting on carbohydrates and derivatives. The transcript has a single exon. The record is from RefSeq and is a predicted model, not a curated record. Bases 1 to 381 code for a protein of 126 amino acids. Lineage: Eukaryota; Viridiplantae; Chlorophyta; Mamiellophyceae; Mamiellales; Mamiellaceae.